Lactuca saligna is the source of this 1302-nucleotide messenger RNA. Lineage: Eukaryota; Viridiplantae; Streptophyta; Magnoliopsida; Asterales; Asteraceae. The record is from the annotation of a GenBank genome assembly.
GCCUUUUUCUCUGAGACUGUGAUGCUUGCCGGUGUCAUUUCUUCACGUCCGAAAUCUUGGCUUGUUGGUUCACCACUCGCUCACUACGCCUUGGCGGCUCGUCACCGUCACAUCCCCUCUGAUGCCAGUUUUCCGAUCAAACUUCUACUGUCUGCGACGGAUUGUCUCGACCGUCGCCGAUUUCCGUAUCAUUCUACAGCUACAGGAUUGAAUGUCUCUGCAUCUGCCAUAUCCGCAUCCGCAUGGCAUGCUAUCAUUCCGGCCGGAAAUGGUCGGGGAAAACACAACCUCAGACCGGCCGGCGAGGGCUCAUGGAACGUUGCUUGGGAUGUCCGUCCUGCGCGAUGGCUUCACCGUCCUUAUACGGCUUGGCUUCUUUUCGGCAUCUGCGCUUGCCUUGCGGCGCCGCCCCUAGAGUUUAAUGAAACCUCUUCGGAGCCCGUCAUCGCCGAUGACAUCAAAAUCAAUGGGAAUUGUAUCACCACUACUUCUGAAAACUCAAUGAACUAUAGAAUAACAGGCGUUCCAGCAGAUGGGAGAUGUUUAUUUAGAGCAAUAGCUCAUUUGGUUUGCUUGAGAAAUGGCGAAGAGGCUCCUGACGAGAAUCGACAGAGAGAACUUGCUGAUGAAUUAAGAGCUCAAGUUGUUGAUGAGCUCCUGAAAAGACAGAAAGAGAUUGAAUGGUUUAUUGAGGGAGACUUUGAAGCCUAUGUAAAAACAAUCGAGAAACCUCAUGUAUGGGGUGGAGAACCUGAGUUAUUGAUGGCUUCUCAUGUUCUAAAGACCAAAAUAUCUGUGUUCAUGUUGGAGAGGAGCACAGGAAAUUUGUUAAAGAUUGCAACAUAUGGUAAAGAGUAUGAAGAGGAAGAGGAAAAGAAGAGGUCAAUCAAAGUUCUGUUUCAUGGGUAUGGACAUUAUGAUAUAUUGGAAGACAUAUGAUAUAAAAAGUUGUCAUAUUUAAUAACCAAAAGGGGAGCAGAUACUGACUAAAUCAUUUCAAGCAACGAAGACAUUCUUCACAGGUUUGAGUUGGUUCUUAGCACAGGGGGCUGAAGCAAAGCUCAAGCAAAAGCAAAAAGCAAUAUGCUUGUUUGCAUUUUUGUGUAGAUUCGAUUCCUUUCUUUCUUUGUCUGAAGGCUCACAACUUGUUUUUUUUUUUUUUUUUUAAGGUUUGUGUUAGUAAUUUUUCGUAAUUCAUUUCUGCAAGGUAAAACAUAAGUAGUGUGACUCUGAGGAUAGGGUUAAAAACACAAAAAGAGUUCAUGUCUGAAGCACAUUUAGAAGUGAAUUAGGUUUCUUAAU